AUGUUUAGUAAUAAAGUUUGGGUUUUAGAGAGUGAUAAUUUUAUAAAAGGUAUAAUUACAGAUACAAACGAUUAUAUAAGUGAAGAAAAUGGUCGUAAAUUGAAUGGAUAAGUAUGGGAAAGAUGUGAAGAUGUUUAAGCAGACAUGGUCAAUCUCGCAAUAAUUAAUGAUCCAUAACUUUUAUAUAACUUAAGUGAGAGAUAUUAAAAAGAUUAAAUAUUUACAUAUGUUGGACCUACUUUAAUUGUUAUCAAUCCAUUCAAAAGUCUUAAUGUUAAUCAACAUGAAUAUGUAGAUAAAAUUAUUAGAAAACGUCAUAACUAUAAAUCUAUUUAACCACACACAUAUGCUAUAGCUGCAUAUGCAUUUACUAAAUUAACUGAAAAAACUUAAGCUAUUGUUAUAUCUGGAGAAAGUGGAGCAGGUAAAACUGAAAAUGCAAGAUAUUGUCUUAAUCUAUUAACAAGUGUUAAUUCUGAAGAAACUGAAUUAUCUGAUAAGAUUAUGGGAUGUAAUCCUAUACUAGAAGCAUUUGGUAAUGCUAAAACUAUUAGAAAUAAAAAUUCAAGUAGAUUUGGUAAAUAUACAAGACUCUUUGUUAACUAAAAAUAAUAAAUUAUUGGUGGAGAUAUUGUUAAUUAUCUUUUAGAAAAAAGUAGAGUUGUUUCUCACUCUAAAACAGAUAGAAAUUUUCAUAUUUUUUAUUUAUUAUUCGGAAAUCCUAAAUAUUAAAGAUAAAAUUUCAAUUAUUUAGGUACAGAUAAUUAUUUUAGUUAAAAGUUUUAUGAUGAAUUAAUGUAAGCCUUUUCUACUGUUAAUAUUGAUGCUGAUAAUAUCUUUUAAAUUGUUUAUUCUGUUUUAUUAAUUGGAGAAUUAUAAUUUGAUGAUACUAAUUAUGGAAAUACUUCUCCUUGUACUGUUAAAAAUUAAGAUCUUUUAAAAUAAAUUUGUUAAUUGUUAGAUUAUGAUUACUAAGAUAUUAUUAAAGCUUUAACUUUUAAAUAAGCUAUUUAUGGAAAAGAAAAGAUUUUAUCACCAAUUAAACUAUUUGAUUGUUUAAGAAUUAGAGAUUCUUGGGCUAAAGAAAUAUAUGAAAGAUUAUUUAGUUGGAUCAUUGAAAAACUUAAUGAAACUUUAAUUACUAAAUAAGAUAAAACAACAUAUAUAGGAUUAUUAGAUAUUUAUGGUUUUGAAGUUUUUGAUAAUUUUAAUGGAUUUGAAUAAAUGAUGAUUAAUUAUUCAAAUGAAAGACUUCAUUAAUUAUAUAUUGAAUAUGUUUUUAAAGAAGAAAAAAAAAUAUUUAUAAAAGAAGGUCUUGAAAAAUAUGUUGAUAGUAUUAAAUUUGAAGACAAUACUUAAUUAAUUGAUAUGUUUGAUAAACCUCCAGUUUGUUUCUUUAAUCUUAUUGAUUAAGCUUGUAGAUUAAAUUAAACUGAUUAAUAAUUAUUACAAUCUUUCAGAAAAGAACUUAAAUUUCCUAAUUCUUAAAAACCUAACUUUACCAUUAAGCAUACUGCUAAAGAUGUAGAAUAUACAUGUUAAGACUUUGUUGAAAAAAACUAAGAUGAGAUUCCUUAAUUAUUAUUAGAAUCUAAAUGUAAUAGUUAGAUGGUUUAAUUAUAACCUAAACCAAAAUCUAUUGUUGUUAAGAUCAAAAAUGAAAUGAAGAGUUUGAUGACAGAAUUAUAAUCUUGUGGAGUUCAUUUUAUUAGAUGUAUUAAACCUAAUGAUGAAUUGAUACCUAAUAAAUUAGAUUUUAAAUAUGCCAUGAAAUAAAUUAGAUAUUUGGGUAUUUUAGAUUCCUUAAAAGUAAGAAAAGAAUCAUUUCCUAUUAGAGUGGAUUUUUGGAGAUUUUAUUUAAAAUAUAGAUUUAUUUAAGAAGGUGGAUUCUCGGAUCCCUUAAAUAAAGAUUACAAAACAUUAGAUUUUAAAAUGUUUUAAGAAUAAUUUAACCAAGUUUCUAAGGAAUUAUAUUUAUUUGGAAAUACAUAAAUUUUCAUAUAAGAAAUAGGAAUGACAUAAAUUGAUAAAAUUUAUACUUUAUUGAUGAAAGAUAAAAAUGACAAGGCCAGAUUUAUUUAAUCUGCAUUUCGAAGAUGUUAAUUAAGAGAUAGAUUUAAGAAAUUUAUGAGAAUGAUAAAAAGGGUUGCCAAAUAAAUAAAGAGAAAAUUAAGGAAAAUAUAAUUUAGAAAAAAAAUGAAAGCAGCUACUCUUAUUUAAAAAUUCUUUUUUAUGUAUUUAGCGAGAAAGAAAUAAAAAUUAUUUAGAAAGUAAAUUGAUUAUUUAAAAAAUGCAAUUUUAAAUAAAGUAAUAUAAGGAAGAUUUCAGAAAAAAAUAGAUUGUAUUAAGAAAAUAUAAAAGAAUUUUCGAAUUAGUAGAAUUUAAAAAAGGAUAAUGUAAUAUUUAAGCAUUAGACGAAUAUUAAAUCUUGUAAUUGAGAAAUCUUGGGUAUAAAUAAGAAGUAAGGCUGCGAUAAUAAUCUAAAAAUAUUAUAGAGGUUAUUAUACUAGAAAAGCACAUAACAAGGAAAUAGAAUAAAUAAAAGAAGUUGGUAGAAAAAUAAGGAUGGAAAAGAGAAUAAAAACAAUAUAAAGAUGGUCUAGAGGAUAUAUUGUAAGAUUAAGAUUAAGCAAAAUGCAUGAAGCAGCCUAUUUAAUAUAAGGAUAUUUUAGAAUGAAGCAUUUAAGUUGCGUAUUUUAGAGAAUGAGAUAGGCAGCUGUAAUAAUAUAAAGAAGAUUUAGAAUGAUAUUACCUAGGAGAAGAGAAUUAAAAUAAUAAUAUGAUUAAUAUAUUUAGCCAUUAGAACAAUAGUUGCAAUAGUAAAAAUUAUUAGAAGAGACUGAUUUAUUUGGAUUGAAAAUGGGUUAAAAAACAGAUUAUGAUUCAGCACUAAUUUUAGGUAUGGAAUCAUUAAUAUCUCCUAAAAUAUAUUUAUUUGCUUUUAUAAUUGAUUUAGAAAUAAUUUCAGAUACUUCUGAUAGUUACAAUGGAUCAUUUGCAUCCAGCUAUAAAGAUUUAUUUAUAUAAAGUUUUGAAAAAGAAAAUCCUUUAUAAUUUAUUUAGAUAGGAGAAAAUACAACAAUAGGUGCAUGUUCUAAUAAAUUAUAUGGUUGGGGUUUAAAUGAUAUGAGUUAAUUGGGUUUUACAUAGGAUGGUGAAAAACAUACUCCAACUUAAUUGAAUUUUAUGGGAAAGAUAAAAAGUAUAUCUAUGGGAUAAAAUCAUUGUUUAUUAUAAUAAAAUGAUAAAAAACUAUUUGUUUGGGGAAGUGUUCAUCAUAAAUAUAUUUAACAUCCAAAGUUAUUAAAUGAAAAUGUUGAAUUUAUUAAAGCUUAUAGAAAUAGAAUUAUGUAUAUAUCAGAAGGUAAAGUUUAUGAUUAAUUAAAAUAUAUUUAAAUGCCUGUGAAAAUAAGUUCAUUAUCUUGUGGAAGUGUAUUUACAAUUUUGUUAAGUGAAAAUGGAGCAUUAUAUAGUUAUGGUUAAAAUGAAAAAGGUUAAUUGGGUUUAGGAGAUAAUAAAGCAAGAGAUUAAAUUGAAAGAUUGCCAUUAAAUGAAAAAAUUAUUGAGAUAGAAUGUGGAUUUAAACAUGUAAUUGCUUUAAGUUCUUUAAAAAAAGUAUUUGUUUGGGGAUGUAAUUAGUUUGGUUAAUUGGGUACAGGAGAUUUUUAGAAUGUAAAUAAACCUAAAUAAUUAUAAAUUUAUGGAGAUUAAGUGAUGGCAGCAAUGAAAUGUUCUUGUGUACUCAAUAAAUAAUUAUAUUGGUGUGGUACAAAUGGUACUAUUAUUAUGUAAUGUCAUUUCAAACCUUUCAUUUAAAAAUGUAAUUAUUUGAAUCGGAAAGAGUAUUAAAUUGUUCGAGUACUUAGUUCUUAUUCAAAUAACAUUUCUAUUAUAUAUUGUACUUAUGCAUGUUUGCGUGGAUUAUUUGAUAAUAAUUUAGGAAAAGGGUUUUAAGUAAUUAAAUAAUUAACAACUAAUUGGGUAUAGAGUGGAAUCUGGACAAUCGACCCACCCUAUGUAGAAAGUUUGAGUAAUUAUAUGUGUGAAAAACAUCAAAUGAAAAGUAAUAAAACUGUUUCAAAUGGAAACUAAAGUAAUAAUUAGAAAAUAAUGUAAAAGAAAUAACAGUUACAAUAAAUUUAAUCUUUACCAUAUGAAAAACUGCGUAAAAUAGAUUUGGAUUUAUAUUUUUGA
This is a messenger RNA of Paramecium sonneborni, 4194 nucleotides long. The record is from the annotation of a GenBank genome assembly. Lineage: Eukaryota; Ciliophora; Oligohymenophorea; Peniculida; Parameciidae.